GUACGGACGGAGCAACUUACGGCUUACGUCACCCAUGCUCCCGUUUGUCUUGGAAGUGAAAUGACAACAAAUGAACCGUGGGAUGCAUCUAAGACCACACCGUGAGGACCAGAUCAGCGUAAAUUAAGCCAACGCGCCGCGGAACGCUGGUUCGUGGGACUCACGCUGCGUGGACUAUGUACAGCCACAGCUACGUCUGCGUGUUCCUGCUGGGCUUCAACUUGUUCGGACGUCUCCCAAAUGUGUCCCCCUGCAAACAGGAGCCGGAGACUCCGGACUGGAGGAUGACUCUGAAAACCAUUCGAAAUGGAAUACACAAGAUUGACACGUACCUGAACGCAGCACUGGACUUGUUCGGUGGCGAUGACGGACUGUGUCACUAUAGGUGCAGUGAUGGUUAUAAACCAGUGUCUCGUCCCGGGUACAAGCACCCACCACCCAACGGAUGUGGCUCCCCCCUCUUUGGGUUUCAGUUUGACAUAGGCAUCCCAUCUAUGACCAAAUGCUGCAACCAACACGAUCGCUGCUAUGACACCUGUGGCCGCGAGAAGCAUGACUGCGAUGAACAGUUCCAAGAAUGUCUCGAGACCAUCUGCAGAAAUGUGCAAAGAACUCUGGGUUUGGCGCAGUCUGUUCAAGCCUGUGAGUCUGCUGUGACUCUGCUGUUUGAUGCCGUUAUGCACCUGGGAUGUAAGCCGUACUUGGACAGUCAGAGGGACUCCUGUGUGUGUCAGUAUGAAGUGAAGCAGGAGCUUUGAAACUGCGUCAAGAAAAAAGACUGUUAAAGAGACUUAUUUAAAAAAGAAAAAAAAAAUCACUGACAGAUGGAUUCCAGCCAUGAAACUUUGUUUUGUCUCAGGGAUUGUGUCUUUGCACACUACAAUGAAGUUGCUAAAUAAUAUGGAAUUACUUUUUAGAGCAAAAAUAAUAUAUUUCCUAUGCAGUUAACUACAUUUGGUAAUGUAUUCCAUUUCAGUGUUAAAAAAGUGAAUCCUAAAUGUCUCCACUUAGUGCAUUAGCAGAUACACAGCAGGGCAGCUGAAUACACUACUAGGUGCAGGUGCAACAGAAAAAAAGAACACACCUACACUACAUGGAAAAAGAGGCUGGUAAAGACAAUAAUGAAUAACAUUGUUAGAUUUACACUGGGCCGUCUGUAAAUCACAUGUGCAUGGAGGGUAGUGCACUGCUACACUCACUGACAGUCAUAUGACACUGUGGGCUACAAAACCUAACUAUAUUGGAUAUAAACUUACUAUAAUAAAGAAAAAAGCAAAAUGUUCUUGUUAACAAUGGUGUAUAUCAGUAGUCAUCAUCCUCACGCAUCCAAUGUUUGCUAAAGCACAAAAAAUGAUAAAUAAACACCAGCUGAGAUUGAUGGUAAAAACUCAAA
Molecule: messenger RNA, 1393 nt
Organism: Betta splendens (Siamese fighting fish)
Lineage: Eukaryota; Metazoa; Chordata; Actinopteri; Anabantiformes; Osphronemidae
Gene: pla2g12a
Product: phospholipase A2, group XIIA
Exons: 4
Coding region: 177-758 (193 amino acids)
Biological process (GO): lipid catabolic process; arachidonate secretion; phospholipid metabolic process
Cellular component (GO): extracellular region
Molecular function (GO): calcium ion binding; A2-type glycerophospholipase activity
Source: RefSeq, a predicted model, not a curated record